Molecule: messenger RNA, 975 nt
Organism: Prorocentrum cordatum
Lineage: Eukaryota; Dinophyceae; Prorocentrales; Prorocentraceae
Source: the annotation of a GenBank genome assembly
AUGCCCCCGCAGGUGAGCAGCUCGUGCUUGUUCCGCGACGUGAGCGAGGCGGCGCAAGAGGGCAUCGCGCCUGCAGGGGGCUACAACCUCCUGGGCCGCUACGACGUGUGCUGCGUGAAGACCUGCGCAGACCUCGACAGGAAGUGGAGCUUCCUGAAGAGCCAGAAAUUUGACUUUUGGGUUGCCCACGCUGCCGCCGUGAACAUCGGCGAGUCUGUGGACGCCCCAGACUUCGGUGAUUUUCAAAAGCUCGAGAGCGAGGCCAUGAAGGUCCUUGACAGGUGGAAGUACAUCGAGGCCAUGGGGCACAUCAUGGACAACAUCGUCAGCAUCUGCACUAAGUUGCAGAUCAAGCAGAUGGUGUUCUUCCCGUUCGGAAUGGGCGCCUUCCUCAGGCACCUCGGGCAGAUCGAUGCGAGCUUUCUUCAGGACGAGGAGAUGCUGAAGCUGCGGCGGGCCCUGGCAGCGCGAAUGGUGGAGAGCUGGGCGAGGUUGCCGCAGGGGCUCAAGGUUCACCUCUGUCUGCAGUUCGCCACCGACGAGGCCCAAAGGAACGCGGACGCCUUCUUGCGAGCUCUCUCGGCGAACACGGCCUCCGGCCACAGAAGCCUUCUCGUGAAGGAUCGCGUCGUGGUAAUCCCCGAGGGCGACGCGCUCAACGUCGCCAGCGACCUGGCCGUGAGGUCCGACGGGGUGCUGCUCGUCAACGGCGCGAACCGCCGGCUCAUCCAAAGGAAGAACGCCCGACUGAAUGCCACUGUUUUGUCUUCCCCGACCGUCGGCAACCACUGGUUCGCCGGCAGAGCGAGGGCGGCCAUGGACGAGAACCUGCACCGGAGGAGCUGGCGCCUAGCCGCCCUCUCCUACGUGCUGAACGGGCACGGUGGAGAGCAGGACACCCCGCGGCGGCACCGGGACACGCUGGCCGAGCGGGUGCGGCAGCUGGGAGGAACCGUUGCCGAUCUGAACUGCUAG